GCAGUGUCUGAAGGAACUGCCACUACUCGUGUGGAAAUUAAUGAAGAUAUAACCAACCCUUGUUUAUUCUACGAGGUCUUCGCAGAAGCAGGAAAAGCAAUAGAUUUUCACUUAUUGGGUCUACCAGUAGAAAUGAAAUCUUGUGAUAUCAUCCUGAAAUUAAGAUUAACGACGGAAAUAACUGAAGUUUUAAUCACACCUCGCCGAAUAUGGACAUAUUCUAAUGAAACUACAUGGCGCUAUGUUACUCAAUCAUCGGGCUUUCGAAGUAUAAUGGGUCUUGUGUUCUUCGAGUGUUCUGACUUCGUUACACACCUUGCUUUUCAAUGUGGAAUACAUGCUCAACAACAUCUGUCUGAAGUACGCCUAAUCGGCCCUGUUAUUGUACCUGUGAACAGAGGCACUCAUCUGUAUCAGUGGGAUGUAAAUAUAAAACCCACACCAUCAGGCAGUCUUCUAAAAUGGUUUUUACAAAAUGAUGAGGAAAAAAUUACUGCCAAUACAAAGCUAAUAACAAGCAGAAGACUUAUUCCUGGGAAAUACAAGUUGGAAGUCACAGUUUCAAACGCUUUUGGGAACUUGAAUACAUCCAUGUCGUUUGAGGCUGCUGUAACUCUUGUAGCAUUAAAUUUUACCUUUACUAAUUUGUUUGUGAACCAAACUAGCAUUCUUUCUGUAACUAUCAAUCAGUAUGCUCCACCAACUCAGAUUUUCGUUGAUUUUGGAGAUAGUACUGUGUAUGACUCGACUCUUGAUCAAUCAUUUUUCAUACAUGAACCCCUUGGAAAUUUUUCAUCAACUUUCAUUGUUCAUCAUUUAUAUUCAUCAGCUGGAGUGUAUGCAAUGUAUCUCAAUGCAUCAAAUACCAUCAGCAGUUUUGAGCAUUGGUCAGUUGCAGUUGUUGAGAUUCCAAUAUCAGGAAUAUAUUUGCAGCUUUUAUCCCCAUCUGUUGUUGCUUUGCUUGAGGAGGUAGUUGUAAAGUGCUCAGUCGAGCAUGGAUCCAAUCUCAGAUUUGAGUGGGAUUUUGGUGAAGAUAAUGAUGGCCAGUACACAACAGUUGAAAGCUUUGAGACUGUUAGUGUAGCUAAUCACAGUUAUGGUAUUGCGGAUAUGUAUCAUGUUGCUGUGCGUGUUUUCAAUGACUAUGAAUCUGUUGUUGUUCAUCUAAAUACGUCUAUCCAAGCAGUAGAGCCCAUAGAACAGCUGCAUUUGCGACUACGUUCAGGACUGUAUGCUGCUCCUCUCUUUGAAGUAAAAAAAGAAUUCAGUAUUAAUGGCAGCAUUCAGUAUUCUACUGAGCCCAUCACAUUUGAAGCCUGGGUGUUCAGAGGAUCAGAUGUUCAAUUUCUUUUUGAUUUUGGUGAUGGAACAAGUGAACUGGUGCCUUCUGAAAAUGUCUGGUCUGUGCCAACUGCAAGUGUGGAACAUUCAUAUAGUGCUGAGGGCAGCUAUGAAGUGUCUGUGAUAGCUACAAAUUUGCUUGAUUCCAUGAAUGAGACUCUUGAUCCUGCAUUUUAUGUCCAGUUUCUUCCAGAAGGCCUUACACUUGAUAAGCAGUAUUAUAUUGUUCCAUAUUCUAGCAAUGUAAGUGUACAUGCAUCAGUAGUUCAAGGAACAAAUGUAUCAUUCAGCUGGGUUGUUGAUAGUACUCAUCUUAAUAAUACAGAUAGUGCAAUAGUUUUGCCUUUACUUCAGCCAGGUGUUUACAUUGUCUAUGUUGAAGCGUUUAAUUAUGUUACAGAUUUUGGAUUUAAAAUAAUAAAUAGACCUAAAGCAUCUGCAAAAAUCUAUGUUCAACAAAUAUUACAAGAUAUUAUUUUGUGCUUAGAGCUUGAUGGCAAAGCAGUUUGUGAUCUGCAGAAAAUAGAACUUCCAUUAGAUGUUCCAGUAAAAUUCAAAGCUAAAAUAUCUCCAUCUACUGAAAGAGCUCUUCGAUUUAUUUGGAAUGUAGGAUUACCUGACAUGAAAAGGACAAAUGUUCCAUUUUUGGAACAUCGAUACCUUCAUGCUGGCUGGUAUGAAGUAAACAUGACAGCUCAGAAUCAUAUAAGCAGUGCAUCAUCAUCAUCAUUUCAAUUGCAUAUGAUUCAAAAAAUUGCCAAUUUGACAUCCAUCUAUUGUCAAGGGCCAAAUCUAGUAAAUCAUACUAUUACCUGUCAUGCUCUCUAUUGGUUUGGGACAGAUCUAACUUUCUUAUGGGAUUUUGGUGAUGGUUCUUCGCAUGUAACUACUACUUCUGCAUCUGUUCAGCAUUCCUAUAAGGAUGUCGGAGAGUACUGGGUGUCUGUAAAUGUGUGGAAUAAAUUUAGUCAUGCCAACAUCACUACAAAUAUAUUUUUCUUGCAUUAUAUGUGUGAGAAGCCUGAAAUCACAUUCCUUCAUCAGAAGAAUAGAGUUGUGAGUUUUUUGAGUGAUGUUUUCAUAGAAGCUGUUGUACUUACUGCUUGCAAGAGCACUAAUGUGGAAUACACAUGGGUUGUUCAAAAUGAAUUAAAUAUCCCUGUUGAUAUUGACUUGCCAGAUUUAUUACAUCAGAGGCAACUUAUUAUACCACAUAAUAUACUUGAACCUGGAUUUUACACAGUUCAUCUAAAGGUUGAAAUGGUAGGCACUAUUGUUUAUGCAGCUGCUUCAACUAGCUUAGAGAUAGUACUGCCAAACCCAGUUAGUUUUAUAGAAGGUGGUUUUGUUCGUUGGAUGGGCUAUAAUGACACACUGGAAAUAGUAGCUGAUAUAAAUGAUGUAGCAAAUUUGUCUCAGUCAUUAAGGUAUCAUUGGACAUGCACUCCUCUUACCCACAAGCAUUUGCCUUGUUUCCGAGCAAGGGAACCGUCUGCAUUUUCAUCGCCAGAUAUUUCUAGAUAUUUUCUUCCUGCAUCACUGUUUACUUCAGAACUCACAGCUGUAGUUAUUAAUGUUACAGUAGAGGAUAGAAUGCGUGUGUCUGCCUCUCAAGUCAUCGAACUAAAAAAUUCAGCGCAUGUAUUGUUAAUAAAUAUUGACUGUCACCAUUGUCGUGAUCAUCAAGUUAAUCAAGAAGAUAAGAUUGAACUGAAAGCUAUUUGUACAAAUUGUGUGAAUAUGGACACUGAAUAUACAUGGAAAAUAUGGUUAAUUGAAGAGGGAAAACAUGAAUUGCACUUUAGUAAUUACAAAUGUGUUCAAGCUGAUGGUUCUACGUUUUUCAUUAUUGCUCCAAAUUCAACUGUUGCUGCUGUGUAUCCAAGGGAUAAUGAAACUUACACUCUUAAUGAUGAUGUUUUGGAAAAUUUAGACGGUUCUUAUCACUUCUCUGCUUCAAGCUUCAUUUCAACAGGGGAAAUGAACGAUAUUUCCAGUGAUGAUCUUCCUCCAUUUCCAGAUUUAUUGGGCUUUCCGGAAAAAAUUGCUAAUUCAUCAAUGGGUCUUCAUGUGAGUGAAUUAGUUCAUGAAAUACAUCAUCGUUCAGCAAGAGGUUUGCCAAAACCUCUAAAUACAGAUUUUCUUGAUCCUAUGUUAAGUCAACAAAUGCUGUCUGAAGGUGAAGCACAAUAUGAGGAUAAUCUAACCCUUAAUAGUUUUCCACAUCCUGAUUUUCUACCCUUGCAACCUCCUGGUUUAGGAAGCCCUGAUUACCUGAUAACUGAAGAAGGACAACCUGGUGAAAGUGGGAGUGCUGCUGCCAGAGAUCAAAGUAUUCAACAAAUAGGAGCAUUUUUAUCAGAAGAUGAAGACCAUAUACUUGAAGAAGCAGGAAAACCUCGAACAAAGUCUUCAAAUACUAACAGUGUUUUAGUUAAUGAUCCAUAUGGCUUUGGUGACCCUCUUAGAGACAACAUAUUACAGCAAAAACCAUCUACUCCGCAUCUUGUUAACAGGCCAAAGAUUUUACUUUCUCUGAAUAAUAAUUCUACAACUACUGGUUUUAUAAAACAAUAUUUAAUAUUGAAACCUGGAGCUCUGAAGGUUGGAAACACAUAUUUAUUUCAAGUGAAUGCUAAAAGCAGUGUUGGUAGUUUGGAAGGUUCUGCUAUUCAGUAUUUCAAAGUGAAUGUUGGUCCUACAAAUGGCCGAUGCACUCUGAUGCCUGUAAAAGGGUAUAGUAUGAACUUCUACUUUGGAAUGCAUUGUUUAGAAUGGAAGAGUGAUCAUCAGCCAUUAUAUUAUGAAUUAAGUUACUCCCUUGUGGAUGAAGACCCAGGACAUCUAAUUUACUUCGGUUUAAAUAGAAAUGUAAAAUUUGUUCUUCCAGCUGGCUAUUCGUCUAAUACAUAUAAUGUGUAUCUCAAUGUAGUUGUAAGAGACAGUAUAGGAGCUGCUACAAAAGUCUGUUCUCUUGCACGAAUGGUUGAACCCUUACCUAUUGACACUUCAUUGGAACGUUAUAUCUAUAAUGAAACAUUUCAUCCUGGAUCUGAAUUAAAGAAAUUGUUAGGAGCGAAAAGGAAUCAAGCUGCUUUGCAUAGAAUUCAUGUUUUGUCAUCAUCUCUGAACAAUGUUUUAGAUGACUGGUUUCCAGCAGAUCCUGAUGGAAAAAUUCUGAGAGAAAAAAUCAGACUUAAAUAUUUUGAAGUUAUUAACAAUCUGAAAAUAUUAAAUAAGGUUGAAGCUGUGCAAGCUUUGUCUGCUCUAAGUGAAAUCAUUUCUGAUGUGCAAAAUAUAAACGUUUUUGAUCUUCAAAAGGCAUACAACAUCUACUUGAAAAUAUAUGUCCUUAGAUCAAGAUUGUAUGGUUCUUAUGCAUCUGCAAAACUGCAAUAUGCAAUAAUGGUAUUCUUAUCAAAAUUAGGCUAUGCAACACAGUCUAAUUCUGUGAGAAAUCAUGAAUUAAAUAGCAUAUCAAGAGAAUAUUUAAUAGAUGAGAUAAAGGAAAUUAUGUUGACAAGGCAUAAAAUAGAAGAUCCCAUUGAUAUCAUAGUACCUCAUAUAUUUAUUCGAGCUUUGUACCUGCUGAAAGAGAAUAGAUUCUUUUUGCAACUUAAACAAACAAAAGUUAAAAUAGAUGGUUUUAUUUUAAAGUCCAGAAAAGAAAAAAGUAGAAUCAAAAGAUGUCAGUCAUUUGAUUGCUUGCAGUCUAUAGAAUAUCCAUUAUUGAUAGCUCAGGAGUUUGACUACAUCACUAUGUAUCACAAUGAGAUGUUAUUAAAAGAUUCACAUACCACAAUAGUUUCUGUAGUGUUAACAUUGCUGUUUGAUGACCAGUUUGAACAAACAGAACAUUAUUUAAAUUUCACUGUUUAUUUUCCUCGCAACCAUACCUAUCAGUGUAUAAAUAAGACAUUGCUGAUGGCUGAUCAGAUGAAUGUGCAUCAAGUAAAUAUAACCAAGUCAGAUCUGUAUCAUUCACUUUUGUUCCAUGUUAAGUUAAAUUCCUUGAAAAGAAGUGAAAAUGGAAAUAAUUUGAACAUUUUGUUCAGGUAUGAAAAUAUGCCAACACUUCAGAUGUAUGAUAUGAAAGUAAGUUCCUCUGAUGAUGCUAGUGAGUUGAGUAUGUUUAUUCCACAAGAAAACAUAAAAGCUCCUGGUAUGUAUUACUUCGCUAUAAUAAACCAAAAAUAUGAAGAGAAAAAUGUACCUCUUCAAGUUAUGCAUGAAUAUGAUGCAUUUCUAUGGAAAGAAUUAUGUAUGGGAAAGAGUAGUGGCUUCUGGUCUGCUCAAAGCUGUUCUGCAUUGGAAACAUCAAAUUAUGACUGGAUUCAUUGUAGGUGUUCUUCACUGGAAGUAACAGCAUAUUCAGCUCCUCUACAUUCAUAUCUUGAAAAGAUUCCCAUUAGUGAACUGGCUGAACCAUACUUUAACCCACUGCCACUAGCUAUGUUUACUUUUAUCAUGAUUAUAUAUUAUCUGCUGCUUUUGUGGAAUUUUCAAAAAGAUAAAAUACGAAAUCUGGCAUCCUCUCCUAUUCCACUUCGAGAUAAUUGUCAGGAGUACAAACAAUUUUAUAUUAUACGUGUAGAAACUGGAAUGUAUUUUUCAUCAGGAACCACAGCUUCAGUAUUUGUUGUUCUGCAUGGUAUAAAUGGUAUGACUGAGACCCGACAGUUAAUUGGCACUAAUUCAGAAAUGUUUUCUUUUCAAAGAGGAUCUGUGGAUACUUUUUUGAUGAGUACGGAAAAAAAUCUUGGUCCACUCAUAAAAUUAGAGGUGUGGCAUAAUAACCAUGGAAAAUCUCCAGCUUGGUAUUUAAAAGUUAUAACAGUGAAGGAUGUGGAAACAGGUACUAGCUACUGUUUUGAUUGCUAUACCUGGCUAUCAGCUGAAAGAGGAGAUGGCCAGAUUGAACGUGAGUUGACAGUUAAUGAUACUGUACCACGCUUCAGCAAAGUUUUUUUGGAAAAUUUGAUUUCAUAUAUCCAUGAUUUCAAUAUGUGGAAUUCAGUCAUUCGAGAAUCUCCAGCUUCUUUUUUUACUGGAGUUCAAAGAAUUACUUGCUGUCUUAGCUUCUUGUUGAACUGUGCAUUUAUUCUGUCUGUGCUUCAAGAAAAAGAAUUUGAAGAGCUUCUGAAAUCUUGUCACCUACCUCAUUUAUCACAUGAAACUUUUCUCAUUUGCUUUUCUGUGGCAGCUGUUGCAACUGCACCUCAGGUGCUGUUAACAUUUUUAUUCCGUUUUUCACGUCCACCAGUUACGCAUCUAGAUCCAAAAUUCAAUGCAUUGUUUUUCUCAUUUUCUUUCCAAAACCUAUAUUGCUGGUUCCAGCCUAAGCGUUCCAAUUCCAGUAAUUCUGUUAGAUCUUCUUCCUCAGUUGAAGACAGUGACAGUUUAUAUAGCAGUUUGGGUGAAAGUAGUCUCUUAUCUGUUCCUGUUGGUUUGGAAGAAAGUUUCACAACUGAUGAAAAAGAUGAUCUUCCAGUCUCUGAAUCUUCUGAUUUAAGUGAUCCUGUUUCACCUCUUCAAAAAACCAUAACAACAUGGCAAGCAUUUGAGAACUGGCUGAGAAGAAAACAUAGUUUGAUCAUACAUUCAGAACUUAUAUCUGGAAAACAUCAAUCAUAUAUGGAAAAAUCUGACUCUGAAAUUAUACACAACAGAAUUUUUUUAGAGGAAAUGGAUCAAGAAAUAAAUACGGACACAGAUGAUAGUCCAGAUUUGCAUUUUGAUGCAUCUGAUCCCAGGCAUAUUGCUCAAGGUUCAAAUGAAAUAAACUAUGAUGUAUCAGAAAGAAGUUAUUUUGUAGGUAGUGGAACUGAUUUAAGCUCUAAGCGUUUAUAUGCUCCAGGUGCAUAUUUCCAUCCUUUCUUUUAUUAUGCUGCCUGGCUAAUUGUAUCCUGCAACAUAAUUAUUUCUUUAACAUUAACAGUCGUCAAAAGCUACAGGUUUACUAUACCAGAAUGUUUGCAUUGGUUUAAAAACAUAUUCAUUACUAUGGUGUACUCAUUUUCAGUAGUAACUCCAUUUGCAAUUCUAUUGUUCUGUAUUAUAUCAUCAUUGAAAAUUUAUCUCAGUAAGAAAAAGUAUCUCCCACCUGCUGCUGCAGUUCAUUCUUUAAAAGAACGAAAUAAGUAUGGAAUAGAAAUUGUUGAAACAACUUACAAGAGGAUUGAAUAUUUUAAAAAAUAUCUAAGACCUCCAAAAGAACAGAUUUUGCAGCAGUUCAGAAAAUAUGCUGUGAAAGAAAAGAUUGUCUGUGCUAUGUAUAGUGAAAUUUGGAAAUACAUAUCAAUGCUGAUUUUAUUGGUUGCACUUUCACUUCCUGAGGACACUCAGUCCAGGUAUCUCCAAGGAACAUCAAUUCAGAAACUCUUUUUGAAGCCAAAGGAUAUUUCAACUUGGAAAUCCAAAGAGGUGUUAAACGAGUGGCUAAAAUAUGACUUUAUCAGUCACUUCUAUAAUGAUUCUGAUUGCCUUGGUCAGCAUAUGGAAUGUGGAAUCAACAGCCUGACAGGUUGCAUAACAGUUGGAAGUAUUGUCAUAAGAAAUUUUAAAAACUCUACAGUAUGUGAUUUAUAUUCACAGAUUUUAAAUCAGUGUGAAGUACUUAAACAAACAGAUGAUGCUAACAAAUCUAACGAAUCAAUUUCAAAUUAUGAACGCCGUUUGCUUAAUGGAUAUUAUAACCAGUAUUAUAUGGAAGAUGAGUUAUUGAUCUUAAAAGAUGAAAAAUUGGAAGCUGUGGUUCAACUGGAUUCUGUUCUGCAAUGGCUAAAUGGCUCAUCUGAAGCAAUAAGUCUUGAAUUCCUUUUGUUUAAUCCUUCUUCUUCUACAUUCAUUUCCAUCUCUGUACUGUUUGAAAGUUCUCCAUUGGUGCCUUUGGUAGUAAAUCAGAACAUUCUAUUUGUAAAAAUGUAUAGUAAUUUUGAUCUCUAUGUAAAAUUUAUUUUAUAUCUAAUUUUUCUAUUGGUCACUGUUAUAAAUUUUAAAAACCAAUUAUGGAAUAUGCUUAAGCAUGGAUCAUUUUACUGGAAGCAGUACUGGAAUUAUUUUUUACUUACUUUCAGUAUCAUAUCUGUAAUAUUUUUAAUUUUAUAUGGAAUUUAUAUUAUUCAUUAUAUAUUUGCUUUAAAUAAGUUUUCUGAAAUGUGCCUUAGUUCAAAUUUAAACUUAACAAAUGUGGCUUUACUAGAGAUGAUCAAUCAUGAUUUGAUGGCAUUUCUUGUGUUUUUGCAUUUGCUUGGAUCUUUGCGUGUUUUUUCAUUUAGUUGUCGGCUUAGAAGAUUAUUAAAAAGAUUAAUUAAUGUCUGGAAACAGAUUGCAGUAGUAUCUUGUGCAUUUUUACUUCUUGCCUCUCUUUGUAGCUUGAUAGAUAGAAAUUUUGUUGGAGAAUCUCAUAAACAUGCAAAUCCUCUGCUUAAUAUUAUAAAAUGUAUUAAUUCAAUAUAUAAGAACUGUAGAAAGCCGGAAAUUAUCAGUGCUGGCGAAAAUGUGAGUAGAUAUUUUUCAACUCUAAAUUUAUUCUGUAUUGCUGCCAUUCACAUUGGUUUGCUAGCCAUCAUAAGAUCAAUUUUAAUAACAGUCAAAUGCCCUAAUAUGAUGCAAAAGGAAAAAAUAAGCUUCCGUGAAUCAGCUAAAGUAAUCAAACGAAAGCUUUUAUCAUGUUUUGAUCCAGGAGUUCCUCAAGUUAUAGCAAAAGAUGAUUAUGUACUUCCCAUUGAAUUUUUGCUUCUAGAAUUGGAACGGUUAUCUGAAAUGCUUUUGAUUAAAGCCAAUUAUCUGUUUUCUGAGAAUGAAGAAAAUAAUAAAACUUCUACUUUAAAUAAUGUGUACUUUGAAAGUAUUGAAGAAUAUUUUAAAUCUGAAGAAGUACUAAAAUUGAAAAACUUAUGUAAUGUAAAGUCAUUAGAUACUGAUGAUUUAGCCUCACAGUUACCUACAUCAGAUAAAAGCUCUUGUAUUCCAGACCUGAUGACCGAAAGAUUAACCGCUACUAUACCUCGACAAAGUAAACCAAAAGAAAAGAAAUUCCUCCCAAUAAGUCUUAAUGCAUCACUGGCGUCACAAAGAAAAUUUAACAAAAAUCAGAACGUUGAAUCUGAGACUUCAGUGCAGUCUCACAAAAUACGUAAAACCUAUCCUUUCUUUCAGCUUGAAUCAGAUUCAUCUUCUACUGAAACACAAACUUCUUCAGAAAAAGAUUUAGCAAAUGAAUUACCAAUAAGAAAAACAAAAUCUAUGGGCAAAGGAAAAAUUCAAGAAUUUCGCCUAAAUACAUUAAAAGACUCCUAAAAAAAUAAUUAAAAUAUCCCAAGAGGACUUGAUGACUAUACCAGACGUUUUUGUGCCUUCUUUCAGCAAUAAAUUAAGGCACUAUGUGGCAGUCACCUGGGUAUAGCACUAUUUUUUAAAAUUUGCUAAUGUUCAUGAAUCAAAUAAAGUUGGAAACAGUGAACUUUUGAAUGCAACACAGCGAUAAAAAGUGAAAUAAACUUCCUUCCAAUAAAUUUCUAUUCUUGAAAGAGCUUAAAUUUACUUUUGCCAAGUAAAAUUAUUUUACUUGUGCAGUGCUUAUAAAUGGCCUUAUGGAAAUUGUGUAUGUCCAAGAUGUUAAAACAGUUGUAUUAAUAUUUAACUGUGUCCUCUGAAGAAAUUAAAAUACAGUCUUUUAAAAGAAAAGUAGAUUUAUAUCUGAUAUUAAAACCUCUGAAUUGUAUAAUCUGAUAUGUUAGUUUAUAAUUUUAUAUUCAUCAUUUCAUUAUAAUUUAUUUGGCAUUUACAUUCACUUUUGUUUUUAUACUUAUUUUAUACAUAUUUUUAUACUUAUGUAACAUUCAAAUGCAUCAA
Molecule: messenger RNA, 10197 nt
Organism: Stegodyphus dumicola
Lineage: Eukaryota; Metazoa; Arthropoda; Arachnida; Araneae; Eresidae
Product: polycystin-1-like protein 1
Biological process (GO): calcium ion transport
Cellular component (GO): plasma membrane
Molecular function (GO): protein binding; monoatomic cation channel activity
Source: RefSeq, a predicted model, not a curated record